CGCCCCUCGCCCAUGUGACAGCUGGAAGGCUGGACCACAGGGUGAGUAGUUGAGAUUGUGUGGGUUGGGUCAAACUUCCACUACUCCUGCAGUCGUGGGCGAAUACAAGUCUGAAGAUAUGCGGGUGGCAGUAAUUGGAGCUGGAGUCAUCGGCCUGUCAACAGCUCAGAGCAUCUACGAGCAGUAUCACUCCAUCGUCAGUCCACUGACCAUCGAGGUGUAUGCAGACUGUUUCACUCCACUGACCACGAGUGAUGGAGCUGCUGGCUUCUGGCAGCCCUAUCUCUACGAUAAGGGCAACGUCCAGGAGACAAAAUGGAAUAAAGAGACAUUUGACUACUUGCUGAGCUACCUCAGUUCGCCAGACUCCAUACAAAUGGGUAUAUUCCUUCAGUCUGGCUACAACCUCUGCAGUGAACCAGCCCCAGAUCCCUCAUUUAAGGACAUCGUCCUGGGCUUCAGACAGCUCACAGAGCGAGAACUGCAGAUGUUCCCUGGAUACAACUAUGGGUGGUUCAACACUGCUCUCAUGGUGGAAGGUAAAACAUACUUACCUUGGCUGAUGGAUUGGUUGCAAAAAAGGGGUGUGACAUUUUAUCAGAGGAAAAUAGAGUCCUUCAAGGAGCUGGCAGAAACUGGGGCAGACGUGAUAAUAAACUGCACUGGGGUGAGAUCAGGAGACCUCCAGCCAGACCCUGAGCUCAAACCAGGCCGGGGGCAGAUAGUGAAGGUGGAUGCUCCGUGGCUGAAGCAUUGGAUUCUUACCCACGAUUUUAAAACAGGAGUCUACAAUUCACCAUACAUCAUUCCAGGGAGUCGUCUUGUGACAGUCGGUGGGAUUUUCCAGUUAGGAAACUGGAGUGAACAGAACAACUCCACCGACCAUAAGAAAAUUUGGGACAACGCUUGCCAACUCGAGCCAAGUCUCAAGCAUGCCAGGAUAGUGGAGGACUGGUCCGGCCUCAGGCCUGUUCGCAGCAAAGUCCGACUGGAGAGGGAGACCUUGCAGUCAGGUGCAGCGAGAAUGGAGGUGAUACACAACUACGGCCAUGGCGGUUUCGGACUCACCAUUCACCGCGGCUGUGCCCAGGAGGCAGCGAGGCUCUUCGGUCAGAUCGUGGAACAAAAAGGAAAAGGUCCAAAAGCUCGCUUGUAAUUUUAGGUCCAGUAGGAGUGAUUGGCGCACUUCGUAUUUCAAUGGCUUGCAUCCGAUACUGCACAAACUGUUCUUGUCUAUAAAUAACAUUCAAAGCAAACAGAUAUACAAUAUCAUAUACCUUUGGGACAAUUACAUUCACUUUAAAACAAUGUUAUGUUUUUAACUUGUGUGUAACUCUAAAGAGGAGACACUAAUUAACAGGUGGCAAAUUCACAUGUAAUCAAACUUUAAUCCGUAGGAGGUUUGGGUCAUUUGAUGAAGUAUAUAAGGUGUACAUACCUUUGAAAAUGUUCUAAUUAAAUGUAAAGUAGACUUGAUAAAAUCACACUGUUUAGUAAUAAAUAACAACAUGAAUCGA
Molecule: messenger RNA, 1517 nt
Organism: Cottoperca gobio
Lineage: Eukaryota; Metazoa; Chordata; Actinopteri; Perciformes; Bovichtidae
Product: D-amino-acid oxidase-like
Exons: 11
Coding region: 119-1156 (345 amino acids)
Biological process (GO): L-proline catabolic process; D-alanine catabolic process; D-serine catabolic process
Cellular component (GO): cytoplasm
Molecular function (GO): FAD binding; D-amino-acid oxidase activity
Source: RefSeq, a predicted model, not a curated record